AUGCUGGCAAUUCAGCUGUACGAACAGAUUGAUUCGGCAAAGCACAGAGAGGUGCCGGAUCCCGACGUUCUUCUUGACCAAGAUGUUACAAAUGACACCGAUGAAAUACGUAAUAUUGAUUGCUCUAUUUGGCUACUGCCUAGCCUCGCGCCAACAAUCGAGCCAAUCCUGAAGCGCUGCUGUGCGGAAGAAGCCGGCAUCCGGUGUCAAGGAUCCUAUCCUGACGAUCUCCUCGACGAAGACAAAACAGCCGCUGACGGCACUUUCACCCUAAAGGGAUCCGAAAGCGAGCUCACAACUAUUAGUCCUGUGUUCAAGAUAUACCAUGAUUCCCGGCAAAGCGCAAGGUUAAGUUCUCACAUUCCGUCAUCAUACAUCAGCACUGGACCGGUCGCUAAACGAAUGUUCGACAUCGGAGUGCUCAACCUGGAGACGAUUUUCCCUGGAGAAGAACGCGAUUUGAUCUAA
Molecule: messenger RNA, 468 nt
Organism: Ostertagia ostertagi
Lineage: Eukaryota; Metazoa; Nematoda; Chromadorea; Rhabditida; Trichostrongylidae
Source: the annotation of a GenBank genome assembly